AUGUCAAAACGUAAAAUUAGUGAUUAUUUUUCUAAAAAUACAAAUCAAGAUGAUUGUGAACCAACUUCUAGUAAAAAUUCAACGAAAACACCAAGUACACUAAAUAAAAUGUCGAAUAUUAGUGAAAAAACAUCAGUUUUGGUUCCGGUUUUGAAUUCAAUAUCACAAUCGCCUUCAGUGUCAGUAUUUCAAGAUCAGACUGAAAGUAUGCAUGCAAAUGAAAAUGAUAUAAGCUUAUUCGUAAACUGUAGAUUAUCAGAUGCUGAUAAAUUUACUGCACUUAAAAAUGUAUGGUUACCAUUGCCAAUAUUUGAGUUUCCUUUAAACCAAAAAAAUAAGAAAAGAGGUUUAAAAUUCCAAUAUAAAUGGUUGCUUCAAUUUAAUUGGCUUGCUUACUCAAAAAUAAAAAAUGGUGCUUAUUGCAAGUUUUGUGUAGUAUUUUCAAAAUGUGGUGGAAUAGGGAAUCAGCCUUUAAAUAAAUUGGUAUUAGAAGCAUUUGAUGCAUGGAAAAAAGCUCUUGAGAAUGUAGUUACCAUAAGUCUGCUGUUCUUAAUGCUGAUCAUUUUGUUAGUAUAUAUACAAAACAACAACCAUCAAUUAUUGAGGCUGUUGACACUGAUAGCUAAAAUAAAAGAAAAUAGAGCAAAACUUAUACCUAUAAUUGAAUGUCUUAUAUUAUGUGGACGUCAAGAAAUCGCUUUAAGGGGACAUAGAGAUUCUGGAAAAAUUAAUGUCAAUGAUGAUUCAAUUAAUGAUGGAAAUUUCCGUGCUAUUCUCAGAUAUAGAGGAAAAGGAGAUGAAUUUUUAAAACAAAAUCUAGAAAAUGAUUAUCGUUACAAAUACAUUGGGUCCAAAAUUCAAAACGAAAUGAUCAUUGCAUGUGGAGAUAUAAUACAAAAAAAAAUAGUAAAAAAAAUAAAUGAUUCACAAUGUUUUUCAAUACUGGCUGAUGAAACAACAGAUAUCUCAACUAAUGAACAACUAACUUUAUGUGUGAGAUAUUUGGAUACUCAAAAUAAUAUGUGUGAAGAUUUUUUGCAAUAUAUAAAAGUAGACAGUCUUACUGGCAUUUCACUUUCGUCAGCUAUUAUAAAUGGUUUAAUUAGUUGUGGAGUUCAAUGUGAUUUCUUAUUUGGUCAAGGAUUUGAUGGAGCAAGUAACAUGUCUGGAAAGUUUAAUGGCGUUCAAGCGAUUAUCCGUGAACAGUAUCCACAAGCAAUAUAUGUCCAUUGUGCUGCCCAUUCACUGAACUUGGCUGUUUCUACUGCAAGCAAUAUUAAGCCUAUUCGAAACUGUUUAGGCAUAUUGGAAAAAAUGUAUGUGUUUUUAAAAACUCCAAAGCGUAAUAAUGCAUUGUUAAUUGCAAUUGAUAAAGGUGAUUUUGAACCUAAAAUCAGAACACUUAAAAGACUUUGUGCCACACGCUGGGUGCAGCGUUAUGAUGCUGUGAACGAUUUUGUCGAACUAUUCCCUUGUGUGGUGGCUGCAUUAGAAAUAAUUACAGAAUGGAACGACAGUUCUGCCACUGAUGCUGCCAUAUUAUUAAAAGCUAUUGAUAGUGAAUUUUUGAUCUCACUUCAAAUUACUAAAUUUUUAUUUUCCUAUGGAUUGCCACUAUGUAAGCAAUUACAAUCCAAAAAAAUUGACUUAGUAGAAGCAGUUUGCCUCGCCGAGGAUAUAAUUUCAGCACUUAAGAAUAUUAGGAUUAAUAUUGAACAAGAAUUUAAUAAUAUAUUCUUAAUGGCAGAGGUAAUCAAAGUCAAUUAA
This is a messenger RNA of Rhopalosiphum padi (bird cherry-oat aphid), 1767 nucleotides long. RefSeq names its product zinc finger MYM-type protein 1-like. The transcript is spliced from 9 exons. Bases 1 to 1767 code for a protein of 588 amino acids. NCBI's taxonomy places the organism in Eukaryota, Metazoa, Arthropoda, Insecta, Hemiptera, Aphididae. The record is from RefSeq and is a predicted model, not a curated record.